This is a messenger RNA of Thalassophryne amazonica, 1550 nucleotides long. RefSeq names its product sarcolemma associated protein b (gene slmapb). The record is from RefSeq and is a predicted model, not a curated record. Bases 150 to 1283 code for a protein of 377 amino acids. The transcript is spliced from 9 exons. Lineage: Eukaryota; Metazoa; Chordata; Actinopteri; Batrachoidiformes; Batrachoididae.
ACCCGUGUGUCUCCCCCCCACGGUUUGGACUGUUCCAUUUAACAUCUGACAAAAAGAAUCUGAUAGCUGGAGAACAGUUCUUCAUGUCAGGGACGGCUGGAGUCACAGCAAGCAGAACACUGUGCUCCUGGACCUCUUAAGAUAAGCAAAUGGAUGACAAAGAGCUGAAUGAUCUGUCACUGAUUAAAGAUGACUUAACCCGGUCAACCAUUGGGUCAACUGGUGAUGCAGAAAAAAUGAUCCAGCGUUUGAAUGAAGAACUUCGAGAUGCCCAGGAGCUGGCUAAUACUGAGAAGCACAGAUGCACGGAGCUGCAAGGCCAGCUGAGGCAGCUCCAAGAUGAAAUGGGCAUUCUCAGACAGCAGAUUGACAUGUCAUCCAGUUCACGUGAUGAGCUGCAAAGUGCACAAGAUGAGGUGAGGUCACUGAAGCGUGCGCUGGAUGCAGCUGUGGCAGAGCGGGGCCGUGAUGUCACUGCUGUCCAAAGUGAGCUGGUGACUGUCUCCAAAGACCUGGAUAAAUGGCGUCAGACUGCCAACAAAUAUGAGCGGGAAAUUGACAAUCUGCAGCAUGAUCUGCAGCAACAGAGCAAGCAAUGGCAGAAAACAGCAGAAAUACAAGCCAACGAACUGCAGUCCAUGCAGAUGGAAUGUAACUGCCUUCAGAAGGAGAACGCUGUCCUGCAGUCUGAACUACAGGACACGCUGAACAAACAUCAGAAGGAAAAGAGCAGUCUGCAGAGCGAGUGUGCUUCCAUCAGGGCCGAGAAUGACGAACUCUUCAAGGCUCACCAGAAAGAGAGAUGCAACCUACAGAAUGAAUGUGCAGCACUGCACACUGAGAAAGAAGCCACGCUGCAGAAACACCAACAACUUGAGAGGGAUUUUGCCAGUUCACGUGCCCAGAAUGCUGAGCUGAAUAAUAACUUUAAAGCCCUGGAGAGAGCUCAGCAGGAGCUGGAGAAGAGAAUGGCAGCUCUGCAGCUCCAGCACCAACAGAAGAGCGCUGAGCUGCAAAGGCAGCUGGAUGAAGCAAACAGCUGUAGCUCGGCUCUGCAGAGAGAGAAUGAGGACACUAAGGCGUCGCUGUCUGAGCUGCAGGAAAAAUACGAGAAGAGCGAGCAGGAAAAACUGUUGCUUUCAGAAGAGCUCCAGGAGUGUAAAGCCAAUAUGAAGGACCUACAGGAGAAAGGAACAAAUACGUCCAUAUUGCUGCCUGUUCAAGCCAUAGUCAUCGGUCUUAUCCUGGCUUUGCUGUAUUGGUGCUUCGGCGCAUUGUGGUAGUAAGAAGCCGUGGAUGAUGUGGGGGCCUCUGGCUGCCGCUGCCGCGUUGACAGUCGUGACCGUUGCCGUGCUUUUCAGAAGCUGAGCGCCACUUAACCAAGUGCACACUCACAAAAAAAUCCAUAUUUGUCUUCACAUUUCUCCACACUGAAACAGUAAUUGCCUCCGUGUCAUAUCUGCACUGUUGGAGUGCUCUUAACUUGCACUGUUAGAUGUUCUAUUUUAGAUGGCGGCUGUGUCAAUAAAAGUGACAGAUUUGUGUGAAAA